GCGGCCGUCGGGUAUAUCAUGGAUCGGAGUAACCUAAAGCGCAUAGAAGUCUCGAGAAGAAAGGGCGUCAAACUGCAGGUCACGAAUCAGCUAAGAAAUGUCUAGGACGUUGGUGCAGCCGGUAGGGCAGAAACGACUCACGAACGUAGCCGUUGUUCGUCUCAAGAAACAUGGAAACCGAUUCGAAAUUGCUUGUUACAAGAACAAAGUCCUCUCAUGGCGCUCUGGCGUUGAGAGAGAUCUGGAUGAAGUGUUACAAUCACACACCGUUUACACAAAUGUUGGGAAGGGAGUUCUUGCAAAGUCUAAAGAUCUACUGGCGGCUUUUGGGAUGGAUGAUCAGACAAAAAUCUGUCUGGAGAUUUUGGAGAAAGGAGAACUGCAAGUUGCAGGAAAGGAGAGAGAAUCACAAUUAUCAAAUCAGUUUAGGGACAUUGCAACUAUUGUUAUGCUGAAGACUAUCAAUCCUGAAACGCAGCGCCCAUAUACUAUAAGCAUGAUUGAGCGUUUGAUGCAUGAAAUUCACUUUGCUGUAGAUCCACAUAGCAAUUCAAAGAAACAGGCAUUAGAUGUCAUCCGGGAACUUCAGAAGCAUUUCCCAAUAAAGAGGUCUCCAAUGAGACUAAGAUUAACGUUACCACAACAGAACUUUGAUUCUCUUGCAGAGAAACUCACUGAGUGGAAAACCGUCACUGUUUCCAAAGAUGAAUCUGGAAGUCAGGUCUCUAUUGUAUGUGAAAUGGACCCAGGAUUAUUCCGCGAUUGUGAUGCGUUUGUGAGGAAUCUGCAAGGGAGGUCUGAAAUUCUAGCAAUCUCGGUACAUGGUGAAGGUGAUAUCCAUGCCGAUCAUUAUGAGGGUCAUGAGGAAGUAUCGUCAAGCGAAUCUAAAAAACCGACAGAAGACGUUGUCCAGUUGAGCGAGAAAAUACAAAAGCAGACUUUGUCUGCCGAUGACACUCAAGGUCAGGUGAAGCAAAACAAGUGCAGUACGUGUGAUGCAAUUGUGGGGGAUGCUAAACAGUAUAGAGAACACUUCAAGAGUGAUUGGCACAAGCAUAACUUGAAGCGAAAAACAAGGCAAUUGCCUCCCCUUUCUGCCGACGAAUGCAGGGCUGAUGAGGAAAUGAGCGACUCGAAAUCAGAUCUGAAUGAAUACUCCUUUUAAGUUAUUGUUAGUAAAAUCAGAUCUGAAUACGUUCCUGUUGAUCACAAGGACUUUGUACUCGUACGUUUAUGUUAUAUCUCGAUCUUUUAUGCUUGUUUUCGUUUGGUUUGAAUGUAAUUGCUUUUGUACUUGUGUGAAAUGCAAACUUGAUCAUUGGCUUUAAA
This is a messenger RNA of Cynara cardunculus var. scolymus (artichoke), 1329 nucleotides long. Its product is annotated as ribosome maturation protein SBDS. The record is from RefSeq and is a predicted model, not a curated record. The transcript has 5 exons. The coding region runs from base 98 to 1165 and encodes 355 amino acids. Lineage: Eukaryota; Viridiplantae; Streptophyta; Magnoliopsida; Asterales; Asteraceae. Gene Ontology annotation, biological process: ribosome biogenesis; cytosolic ribosome assembly.